AUGGACAGCGAUAACAAUUCAACCAAUCACAAUCAAUCCGAUCAGCCUUCGUCUCCAGACCACGGCAAGAAAGGGGGCAGAUCUUCCACGGGGAAGAGAAAGUACCACCAAAAGUCUCGUAGUGGCUGCUCUACUUGUAAAAAGAGAAGAGUCAAAUGUGAUGAAACAAAGCCUUCGUGUAACAAAUGUAAACACAUGAACUUGGUCUGUGGUUAUUUGAUAGACGAUCCUGCUGAUGGUGACAAGCUGGAAAAGUCGAACCAGCCAAUUUCACUCGCGAAGGAACUUAGCAAUACAUCUCAUCCCGUUUCUCCUGUUGCUAGAGAGGGAUCGAUGUCUGCUUCAAGCUCGUCGGGGUCUAUCACUCAACAAGCUACUCCAUCACUUACUCCAAGUCUUCCUGCUGGUCUUGCUUCUACCUUGACUUCGGGUCUUUUAAAUGCUGGAAAUCUCAAUAACCUUAACAUCAGCCACCUUGUCAAUGGACUUAGUGGUAUGGGUGGUGAUCUCAGCAGCUUGGGAAAUUUGGCUAACCUCUCAAACUUAGCCACUUUGGCCCAAUUGCCUAUUGACUUGAGCAAUUUGGGCAACUUGCUUGAUCCCCAAGUCCCCAGUGCUAAAACUAAUAGUGCUUCUACUCCAGCUAUGCCCAACUUGGGUGGUAUAGGUCUGUUUUUGACCAAUCAAAAGCCCGCAUCAGCUUCUCUGGAAACAUUCUCUUCUCGUGAGCUUCCACAGGAACAUGAAUCAGUAGAAAGAACAUCUUUGCCAAACAUAUCUCCCAAUAUCAACACCCUGAUCCCAGCCAACCCUCUUUCCUCGGAUAUGUCUGGUUCUAAUUUGAAUAUGCUUGAUUUAAGAUUGAUGUUUCACUACACUUCCCAAGUCUCCAACACCAUUACUGGGGCUGGUAUUUCGGAUACUAACAUUUGGAACUACGAUAUCCCGAUGUUGGCGUUCGAGUAUCCCUUCUUGAUGCACUCCAUAUUGGCUUUCUCUGCUACUCACUUGUCGAGAACUGAAAAAGGGUUGGAUCAGUGUGUAACAUGCCAUAGAGGAGAAGCAUUACGUUUGUUACGAGAGGCCGUGCUUGACAUUAAUUCUAACAACACAGAUGCAUUGGUUGCUAGUGCCUUGAUCUUGAUCAUGGACUCAUUGGCUAAUGCGUCAUUCCCUUCUUCUACGUCUCCUAAAUCGUUACCGGCUUCAGCAUGGAUUUUUCAUGUUAAAGGUGCUGCUACUAUUUUGACAGCUGUAUGGCCCCUUACAGAAGCUUCAAGAUUCUACAAGUUUAUCUCUGUGGACUUGGGUGAUUUGGGUGACAUAAUAAAUCAAAGGGUAAACCUCGGCAAGGAUCAUUUAAACGAUUCAAACAGGUACUUCACUGACUUGGAAUGUCAUGAUUCUGACAUCGCCGAUUUGUUCCCUGUAGAAGUCGACUCACCUUACCUUGUGACAUUGGCCUACUUGAACAAGUUGCACAAGGAGAGAUACAAGUCAGAUUUCAUCUUACGUAUCUUUGCCUUCCCUGCCUUGUUAGAUAAGUCUUUCUUGUCGUUAUUAAUGACAGGAGAUGUAAAGGCUAUGAGAGUUAUGAGAUCAUACUACAAGCUCUUGAGAUCUUUCACUAUGGAAAUGAAGGAUAAGGUGUGGUUCUUAGAAGGUGUAUCACAGGUAUUGCCAGUCGAUGUAGAGGAAUACGCUGGUGGUGCUGGUGGUAUGCACAUGAUGUUGGACUUCCUUGGUGGAGGUCCUGCCAUUGUAGACAACGAUAUAGAUGACCAGAUUACGACAUUUGAUCCCAGCGGAACUCUUGCUAACAAGCUUAUUGACACUAAUAAUUUACCGAGUGAUAUAACCAGCAGUCUAGAGGUGAUGCAAGGUGAUAAUGAGUUUGUAAAUUUGAAAUAG
Molecule: messenger RNA, 1911 nt
Organism: Scheffersomyces stipitis CBS 6054
Lineage: Eukaryota; Fungi; Ascomycota; Pichiomycetes; Serinales; Debaryomycetaceae
Gene: UPC2
Product: Upc2p
Exons: 3
Coding region: 1-1911 (636 amino acids)
Biological process (GO): regulation of transcription by RNA polymerase II
Molecular function (GO): zinc ion binding; DNA-binding transcription factor activity, RNA polymerase II-specific
Source: RefSeq, a predicted model, not a curated record